CAGGCCAUGCAUCCACCGUCUCUGGAUACACCUCUCCCAUACUACAGACUCCAGGAUUACCCAAACUCGCCGCCUGCGCCUGAUACAGGCUCCUCCAACUGGCCGCCUCCGUCUCCGUCUGCGCCUGCGCCUGAUACAGGUUCCUCCUACUGGCCGUCUCCGCCUGCGCCUGACCCAGACGGCCCAUACUGGCUGCCUCCGAUUCUGCCCAGAUCGCCGCAUGUGCCCCACCGGUCUCUAUCAACCAUGGUAAUUGCAGGACCAGUGAUUGGUUUGGUGCUGAUUAUAGUGGGGUUAGUAUCUGCUGGUUUAUUUAUACGGAGAAGGAACAGGGCGAGAGAAAGAGAAAACCCCUCUGCACCGCCACAACCCCAAGACGUCAACCACGUACAAUUAGAAAGCUAUUACCUGCCACCAGCCCCGGCCAUGACUUCUCAAUCACGACUAGAUCCUUCGCCACUUAACUACCCGUACUGGCCAUCAGUCCCAGCCGUGGCUUCUCAAGGACAGCGAGCAGAUUCCAACCAAUUGCCCUACAAUGGAGGUCCUUGGCCGGUCAACGGCCCACAGCCCCAAAACCGUCUCCGGCCACCAGCCGCGCCUGCUUACGGGUAA
This is a messenger RNA of Neltuma alba, 615 nucleotides long. RefSeq names its product vegetative cell wall protein gp1-like. The transcript is spliced from 4 exons. NCBI's taxonomy places the organism in Eukaryota, Viridiplantae, Streptophyta, Magnoliopsida, Fabales, Fabaceae. The record is from RefSeq and is a predicted model, not a curated record. Bases 7 to 615 code for a protein of 202 amino acids.